GUCUUUGGACGGAGGGUGGAUGAGAGAGUGCAAGAAAGGAAGGAAAAAAAGACAAGAAACAAUGGAGAGGCUCUUCGUGAGCGACCAGUGAUGCGCCGAACGUGGUGAGCAGUGGUCCAGCAAGCCUCUCCUGCUAGACAAUCUUCUCCAUCCGCAGUCUACCACACCCCGCCACCAACUCGUAACAAGUCAGACCAUUCUACACCCCAUCACAACGAUGUCUCUCACGGCAAUUGAAUAAUUGAAAUCAACUGCGCAAAUCAAUUAGGCUCCGAGUCCCGACUGAUUUCCCUGGAUAACACCGCCAAACCGAUCCAUCCACCAUUUUUCACACAGUGAUUUUUUUUUAACAAACCGGAAGAAAACGACGAAAAUGUUGGUCCCUUCGGAUAUGAUGGCGGCCCAGUCGAAGAUGCUGUACCAGUUGAACAAGUACUACGGCGAGCGGGUUCAAACGCGCAAAGGCCAGAUCGCCAAAACGUUGCGCGAAGUGUGCAAAGUGGUGCAGGACGUUCUCAAAGAAGUCGAGGUCCAGGAGCCGAGAUUCAUCUCGUCGCUGGCCGAGUGCAACGGGCGGUUCGAGGGGCUGGAAGUCGUUUCGCCCGGCGAAUUCGAAGUCGUCCUCUAUCUCAAUCAAAUGGGCGUCUUCAAUUUCGUCGACGACGGGACUCUGCCCGGCUGCGCCGUCCUCAAACUCAGCGACGGACGCAAGCGAUCCAUGUCGCUCUGGGUGGAAUUCAUCACCGCUUCCGGCUACCUGUCGGCCCGAAAGAUCCGCUCCAGGUUCCAGACGCUGGUGGCCCAGGCCUGCGACAAAUCGGCCUACCGCGACAUCGUCAAAAUGGUGGCCGACACGACCGAAGUCAAACUGAGGAUCCGCGAGCGCUUCGUCGUCCAAAUCACGCCCGCCUUCAAGUGCUCGGGAGUCUGGCCGCGCUCGGCCGCUCACUGGCCCAUUCCGCACAUGCCGUGGCCGCACCCAGGCCUCGUCGCCGACGUCAAAACCGAAGGAUUCGACCUGCUCUCCAAGGAGACGCCGGCCAUGACUGGCAAACAGUCGGCCAUGGAAGGCGACGCCUGGGUCCUCAGUUUCAUCGAAGCCGAGAACCGGCUCCUGGUCGGCGGAUGUCGCCGCAAAUGCCUCAGCAUUUUAAAGACUCUGAGAGACAGGCAUCUCGACAUCCCAGCCAAUCCCGUCACAACUUACAUCAUGAAGACGCUGCUGCUCUACGAGUGCGAGAAACAUCCCAGGGAGAUGGAGUGGGACGAAUCGUGCCUGGGCGACAGGAUCAACGGGAUCCUAUUGCAACUCAUCUCCUGUCUGCAGUGCAGACGCUGCCCGCACUACUUCCUGCCGUCGCUGGAUCUCUUCCGCGGCAAACCACCCGCCUCGCUCGAGAGCGCCGCCAAACAGGCCUGGCGCCUCACCCGCGAACUCCUCACCAAUUCACGUUCGUUAGAGAAACUCUAAACGAAUUAAUAAAUUGAGGAGAAAACAAAAAACGGGACAAAUUUUUCUUUGCCUUCGCAACCCAACCCAAAAGAAGAAGAAGAAGAAGACGGCGGGAGAGAAAGAAAAAGAAGAAAUUCGAGGAUUUUGUAAUAAUAUUCGAUAUUAUUCAUUCAUAGAUAAGUUUGUUGGUUUGUUUUUUAAUUCCUAGAUUUAGGGUCGUCAAUCAAAUAUUAUUACUAAAGAGUGUCGCGAUUCGUGGUGCUAACAAUCUAGAUCUAGACGCUCUUUGACAUACUACUACCCCCAGUCUGUACCCUUGAUGAUUAUUAAACAAGACGAAAUUUCACUUCACGUCCUCGUCUUGAACUAUUA
Messenger RNA from Daphnia pulex (common water flea), 1825 nucleotides. Its product is annotated as protein mab-21-like. The transcript has 2 exons. Lineage: Eukaryota; Metazoa; Arthropoda; Branchiopoda; Diplostraca; Daphniidae. The record is from RefSeq and is a predicted model, not a curated record. Bases 374 to 1471 code for a protein of 365 amino acids.